Verticillium dahliae VdLs.17 is the source of this 1221-nucleotide messenger RNA. Its product is annotated as zinc finger protein. NCBI's taxonomy places the organism in Eukaryota, Fungi, Ascomycota, Sordariomycetes, Glomerellales, Plectosphaerellaceae. The coding region runs from base 1 to 1221 and encodes 406 amino acids. The transcript is spliced from 3 exons. Gene Ontology annotation, biological process: regulation of transcription by RNA polymerase II. The record is from RefSeq and is a predicted model, not a curated record. Gene Ontology annotation, molecular function: RNA polymerase II cis-regulatory region sequence-specific DNA binding; DNA-binding transcription factor activity, RNA polymerase II-specific. Gene Ontology annotation, cellular component: transcription regulator complex; PcG protein complex.
AUGGCCAUGCAACAUUCUCAUCACCACCCUACUGGGUCCACGCCCGAACGUCAGAUGCAUCAGCUCCCCCAGUUGACCGCUAGAAAUCUUCCCGAGCCGCCGAUGGACCGUUCUGGCUCGCCCCACGGCUCCGAGCACUCCCGCUACUCGGCGCCUCGAUCGCACAUGGACAGCGUGCCCCGGUCAUAUCCCUCUCCAGUGCCUAUGAACGGCCCGCCAAUGAUGCAAGCACAUGCCCCCCCUCAGCACCAGCACCAGCACCAACACCAACAUCACGCCGGAGUGCCCAUCACCAUGAUACUGCCCGGCGGACCCCCUGAUAUGAACGCUGGGAUGCAUCAUUACAAGCCUCCCGGUGUGCCUGUAGAGCCGCAGCCAGCCCAGCAGGUCAAGGCUUACCCAUGUGGCACGUGCGGCAAGCGGUUCGCGCGUCGUAGCGAUCUCGCUCGUCACGAACGCAUCCACAGCGGUAUUCGCCCCCACGUCUGCGACUACCCCAACUGCGGCAAGCAGUUCAUUCAGCGAUCCGCCCUCACGGUCCAUCAACGUGUGCACACUGGCGAGAAGCCACACAUGUGCGAGCGUUGUGGAAAGCCCUUCAGCGACAGCAGCUCUCUCGCCCGUCACCGCCGUAUUCACUCGGGCAAGCGUCCUUACAAGUGCCCUUAUGCUGAUUGUCAGAAGACUUUCACGCGCCGCACGACCUUGACCCGCCACCAGAACCACCACACUGGUACCGUUGAAGAAGCUGCCGCCGCUACUGCCGCCGCGCUUGCUGCCCGCGCCAGCGUGAAACCGGGAUCAACCCGCUCUGACGGCGACUCCAUGUCCAACCGCGGUUCUCCUAUGACCACUCCCUCACCGGCUCAGCGUACGCUCUCCAUGUCGCCUAGCGCCGACCAGAUGCAGCGCAGCAACGCCGAAUUUGGCUACAUGGGCAAUACAUCACUGCCGGUACACCUUCAGCGCGACAUGCACGUCGGUAGCCCUGCGUCCACUACUUCUGCAGGUUACAGCAACGGUGUGCGGCCCACCUCGCACCCUACCGGCUACGGCAUGGUGCCACCUCCCACACUGGAGCCCAAUGUCGAGCAGCACUCUGGCCCUGGAAGCGCCGGUGGCAGCCCCCACAUGAGCACCAUGGGGUGGCAGUCGCCAUCGCACGUGGCUUCGCCGUCGCACAGCAACAACGGCAGCGCCUACAUGUACCCCGGAGCCUGA